This is a messenger RNA of Carica papaya (papaya), 1209 nucleotides long. RefSeq names its product Rubber elongation factor protein (REF). Lineage: Eukaryota; Viridiplantae; Streptophyta; Magnoliopsida; Brassicales; Caricaceae. The record is from RefSeq and is a predicted model, not a curated record.
UCAAACUAAAUUAAUAAAUACAUCCACCAUCUCCUUCCUCGACCAAUCUCAUUACACUCGCCAACACACACGAUACAGUGGUGGUUGAGAGCAAAUCGCAAGCUUAGAGAAGGUGAUUCGUGCCAAACAGAGUAAAGUCAUGGCUGAGAAUACGGAGACUGAAAGCACGAGUACUCACGAAUUGAAGCACUUAGGGUUGUUUCGGAUGGCUGCGAUUCAAGCCCUGAUUUGCGUUUCGAAUCUCUACGAGUACGCGAAACAGAACUCGGGGCCCUUGAAAUCUACGAUUGGGACCGUGGAAGGUGCUGUUACCACCGUUUUAAGUCCCGUUUACGAGAGAUUCAAAGGCGUUCCUGAUGAUCUCCUCGUUUUCGUUGACAAUAAGGUGGAUGAAGCUACGCACAAGUUAGAGGAGCAUGCUCCGCCGUUGGCAAAGCAGGCAGUUAAGACAACUCGGAAUCUGAUUCAAGAGGCAUCAGAAAAGACUCAAAAGAUUGUAGGGGAGGCUCGGAGAGAUGGAUCUAAGGCGGCCCUGCACAUGGCUACGGCAGAGUGUAAACAAUUCCUCUUGACGAAUUCAGUUAAGGCGUGGGUGAAACUCAACAAUUUCACGCCCGUUCACACGGUGGCCGACGUGGCGGUUCCCACGGCGGCGCACUGGUCAGAAAAAUACAAUGAUGUGGUGAAGAACAUGAGCCAGAAGGGUUAUCCCUUGGUUGGGUAUCUGCCUUUGGUCCCUGUUGAUGAGAUUGCCAAGGCUUUUAAGCAGGGUGAAGCUGGGAAGAAAGCAGAUGAAAAUGAAAAUACUAGCAGCAGCUCAGACUCUGAUUCAGAUUAAACAGAUCCGUGUUAGCCUGCAGGUUUGAUUUUCCAUAGUCGCAAAAGGGUAAUUAGAUAGCCCCGUUGGUAUUAUGUAAAUUAUGUAGUGGACAUGAUUCCAUUCAAUACGCAUGCAUGCUUAUGUGUUUUUCUUUCUUAGUCGGUUUUUUUUUAAAAAAAAAAAAAAAAAAAAACGAGAACAGCUUUCUGAACAUAUUGAAUUGGAGUUUUCAAUUCUCGUUUGAAGUGUAAUAAAAUGGGUUCAUGUACAGUCAGUGUAUCAGCUAUAUGCUCUGUCUUGUAAAGAAUUAAAGUCGAAAAAUCUCACGAACUUUAAAGAAACAACGAGAUUUGAAGGUCCAAGGUAUUUCAUGUUUGAUUAUAUUAAAA